Camellia sinensis is the source of this 2487-nucleotide messenger RNA. RefSeq names its product U-box domain-containing protein 15. Gene Ontology annotation, molecular function: protein binding; ubiquitin-protein transferase activity. Lineage: Eukaryota; Viridiplantae; Streptophyta; Magnoliopsida; Ericales; Theaceae. The record is from RefSeq and is a predicted model, not a curated record. Gene Ontology annotation, biological process: cell surface receptor signaling pathway; protein ubiquitination.
UCUCUUUUUGUCUAUCAUUAACCAACUCCAUUGCCGCGAAAAGUGUUGUUCAUACCGAAAACCCCGGGAAAAUGUACCAAAAACCAAGAAACAGAGAAAAACUCAUCUCCAUCCAUGGUAAUUAGGGUUAGGGUUUUCGUCUCCUCCUCCUGAACCCUCCUCACCCCCACCACUCUCCUGCAAAUGAAUCCCAAAAAAUCCCAAUUCCAUUAACAGAGCAUACAUACAUUCAAAUCCAAAAGACUCCAUUAGAGAGAGAGAGAAGCAAUGUUCAAGAGCUUUCUAAUGGUGACAGCUCGAGAGGACGAGAAAGCAGGAGAAGAAGGAGUGAUUAUGGAGGGAGAGAAUUUAUUAAAUCCGAUUAACCCGGAAAGCAAGAUGGAUGUGAUUCAAGAACUGAUUGCUCUGGUCGAUUCUGUCCAAUCGAUCGGAGAUUUUCGAAGGACGCAGAGGAAAGAGGCCUAUAAUCUCAUGCGGCGAUUGAAGCUCUUGUUGCCGCUUUUGGAAGAGAUUAGGGAUCUCGAUACACAAAUGCCUGAGGUGGGUAUGAUUUGCUUGUGUAAUUUGAAGAAGGCCUUCCUUUGUGCGAAGAAAUUGUUGAAGAUAUGCAAUGAGGGCAGCAAAAUCUAUCUGGCACUAGAGAGCGAGGAUUUCAUGAUCAGAUUUCAUUCCGUUUAUGAAAAAUUGAAUCAAGCUUUGGAGGGUAUGCCAUAUACAGAAAUUGGCAUUUCAGAGGAAGUGAAAGAACAAGUUGAGCUAAUGCGUAUGCAACUUAGAAGAGCAAAGAAGCGAACCGAUACUCAGGAUAUGGAACUGGCAAUGGAUAUGAUGGUAUUGUUAUCGACAACGGAUGAAAGGAAUGCAGACAGUGCCAGCAUAGAAAGGCUUGCAAACAAGCUCGCUUUACAUACCAUUGAGGACCUAAGGGCGGAAACAAUAGCUGUAAGGAAGCUUGUUAAAGAAAGAGCACAAAAUACAGAAGCUAACCAGCAAAUCAUCAAUCUUUUGAGCAAAUGCAAACAAAUUGCAGGAGUUGAAGACACCGGUGUUCAUGAUGAUCCUGCUGUGCCUAAAGCUCUUGCAAAGUGCCCAUCUCUGGCAAUCCCUAAUGAAUUUCUGUGUCCCAUUACACUAGAAAUAAUGACACACCCCGUUAUUGUUGCAACUGGACAGACAUAUGAAAGAGAAAGCAUACAGAAGUGGUUGGAUUCUGAUCAUCGAACCUGCCCGAAAAGCGGGCAACUUUUGGCUCACUUGUCACUAGCACCAAACUUUGCUCUCCGGAAUUUAAUUUUGCAGUGGUGUGAGAAGAACAAAUUUCCUCUUCCAAAACAAGAGGAUCCUGCAAACUUGGAGAGCUCCACUAUGGAACCCAACGAUGAGAUCUCAUCCAUGGUUCGAAACUUAUCCUCCAAUAAGUUAGAAGAGCAGAGAAAGGCUGUGAGGAAGAUCCGUAUGGUCUCCAAAGAGAGUCCAGAGAGCAGAAUUUUAAUAGCCAACGGCGGUGGAAUACCACCAUUAGUUCAACUCCUUUCCUACCCAGAUUCUAAAAUUCAAGAACAUGCCGUGACAGCUCUAUUAAAUUUGUCAAUUGAUGAAUCAAACAAGAAACUCAUAUCUAGAGAAGAACCCAUUCCAUCCAUUGUCGAGAUCUUGAAGAACGGAACUAUAGGGGCCAAAGAGAACUCAGCAGCAGCUUUAUUCAGCUUAUCGAUGCUUGAUGAGAACAAAGCGAUUAUUGGGUUAUCAAAUGGUAUCCCACCAUUGGUUGAAUUGUUACAGAAUGGGACAAUUAGAGGUAAAAAAGACGCUGUCACUGCUUUAUUUAACUUAUCGCUAAGCCAAGCGAAUAAGGCUAGGGCCAUUGAGGCUGGGAUUGUUGCACCUUUACUUCAAUUACUUAAGGACAACAAUUUGGACAUGGUUAAUGAGUCCCUCUCAUUGUUGCUACUUCUUGCAUCGCACGUAGAUGGGAGGAGAGAUAUUGGACAGCUCUCAGUUAUUGGAACGCUUGUUGAUUUCAUCAAAGAUGGGACCCCCAAGAAUAAGGAAUGUUCAGCAGCGCUGCUUCUUGAGUUGGGUUCAAGGAAUACGAAUCUCAUGUUGGCUGCUCUUCAGUAUGGUGUGUAUGCCGACGUGGUUGACCUUUCGAAGAAUGGGACUAAUAGAGGUCAAAGAAAAGCGGAUUCAAUUUUGCAGCUCAUGAGUAAAUCUGAACAAAUCCCUUAAGGGUUAAUGACGGCAAUCUGAUUUGUAAUCUACCUCGUGUUUGCUGGAAUGAUAAAAAUUGUUGGUAAUUGAUUGUGUAAUUUACUACUUAGUCGCAGUUGAUCUUUGUGAAUCCUGUCCAAAUAUAUUGUUUUUUUCCCUUCUCCUUGCCGUCUUCUUUUGGACGAAAUUGUUAUAUGUAUUAGCAUCUUCUUUAAUGUGUAGCAAAAAUUCUACAUAACUGUUGCGAUGCAUUCGUGCUGCUUUUGCUUUCUAAAA